AUGGCUAAACAAUCCACCAAAAAAAUGGAUGAAACAACUUUCGAAGGAUUUUCUAAGGCCAUACAGAAGCCAACCGUAUGGACCCGCGGGCACUUACCCACCGAUACUAAUCGUAACGUUUUGGGACGCAAUCUGCCUCCUUUACACACACUAUAUCAACCUCCCUACCAGGAAAGCGUCUCUCGAGAAGCAGGUGAUAUUUCUUACUCAAAAGUUGGAACUUCUGCGCAAUUGGAUAAAGAAGAAGGAAUUGAGGAAAACAUUUCGUCCAUCCACGAUAAAUCUGUCAUAUUCGAUUCAAAACAACAAAUUGACGAGAUUUAUGAUUUGGGCGUCAGUUCGAUUAACGCCAAAACCGCCAGUAAUAACACGUCGAAUGGCAGUCAAAGAUUUACAAAGGGAAGUAGCAACUUCGAGGGUGGAACAGAUGCAAAUAUUCAGAUGGGUGAGUUCUGCCCUAACAGAGAACACUUCAAAAAAACGUACCCAUCCUUUGGGCAAUUGCUCAGAAUCUAUCCCAUGGGAAGCGUUGCAAGGACCGAAUGUAAAUUUGUACACCCACACGAUAAAAGUAAAGAAUGCGAAAGUCGUGAGUCCAUGCUUCAAAUGUCAAAAGGUGAUGGAAUCGAUGCAUUUCUUUCUGUCAACAAAAAUUCACGAAAAUCACCUAUGGUAAUUGAAAAGAUCACCCAGGAAACAGAUCGUCAACAAAUCGCAACCAUGCUUCGACUUGAAUUCGACAAAAAAUCAAAAGUUGACUGUUAUGAUCUGGAAGAAAUUCUUGAGUUUGGUUUUACUCACGUCAUAUUUGUUGGAUUUCAUGAAUACGAACCAGUUUUCUUCGACUGUUACGGUCGCAUCUUUAAGAUGGACGAUAUGACUGGUGUAUUGUGGAAACUUGGAAAUUCCUUGGAAGAGGCAGCAAUGAAUCCUUUGUCUCAGAUACCAGCAUGGAUUGUUGAGGAAGAUGGGACGAUUGAUGAUUCUGAAUUUGGUAAGUAUGUAAAUCCUGAUUCUUCUUUUCCUUCAUUGUGUAUAACUAAUUUUCUCUAUUCUAAAUAA
Molecule: messenger RNA, 1062 nt
Organism: Funneliformis geosporum
Lineage: Eukaryota; Fungi; Glomeromycota; Glomeromycetes; Glomerales; Glomeraceae
Source: the annotation of a GenBank genome assembly